AUUAUUGAAGAGAAAGAAAAAGAUUUGACUGAGGAAGGCACGAGUGCAAGACUGAAUGAAUAUUUAGUGCGGAAAAGGGCGGAUAUAAUAAUAUAAAGCCCAGAUUCCCUUCCACGGCUGACAGUCUGUAUGUCUCAUUCAUAGCGUGGCUCUGUUUCUGCUUCAUAGCCUCACUCUCACUAUCUCUUCUUUUUUAGCUCUCCACUCUGCCAUUGCCAAUAUGCCCAUGGCUUUCCUCCUUCAAUCUGGCUGGCUGUAUUUGAUUACACAUUUCAGUGACUUUCAGCUGGCGUGCCUAGGAAGCUUUUUUCUUCAUGAAAGUGUCUUCUUCUUAUCUGGACUUCCCUUUAUAUAUAUUGAAAGGGCAGGUUGGCUGAGCAAGUACAAGAUUCAGACCAAAAACAACAGUCCUGCUGCCCAAGAGAAAUGCAUUACUCGCCUACUUUUAUAUCAUUUUGGUGUCAAUCUACCGGUUAUGCUAUUCUCAUACCCUGUAUUCAAAUACAUGGGCAUGCAAAGUAGUCUUCCGUUGCCGUCCUGGAAAGUAGUUCUAAUACAGAUAAUAUUCUACUUCAUCCUGGAAGAUUUUGUCUUCUACUGGGGUCAUCGGAUUCUGCAUACAAAGUGGCUGUAUAAGAAUGUGCAUAGUGUCCACCAUGAAUAUGCUACACCAUUUGGACUGACAUCUGAAUAUGCUCACCCUGCUGAGAUACUGUUCCUUGGAUUUGCUACUAUUAUUGGUCCUGCCAUCACUGGUCCCCAUCUGAUAACUUUGUGGCUAUGGAUGGUUCUGAGAGUUCUGGAGACAGUUGAAGCACACUGUGGUUACCACUUCCCAUGGAGCCUUUCCAACUUUAUACCUUUGUAUGGGGGUGCUGAUUUCCAUGACUAUCACCACCGCUUGCUAUAUACUAAAUCUGGAAACUACUCAUCUACUUUUGUCUAUAUGGACUGGAUUUUUGGCACCGAUAAGGGUUACAGAAAAUUGAAGGGACUGAAGAGUACUGGAGUUGAAAAUGGCGGCAAGCAAAUAUGCUUUUUCCUGAAUAAUUUGAGUUAUGAAAAGGACCCAGCUAAUUGAGUCGGCUUCAUAUGUCAGUGGAAUGUUAAUAUACUUUUUGGGAGCUAGACAUCGGUUGUUGUUUUUUUAUAUUUUGUUUUUAUCUCCAUAACGGGCAGUUAAUCUCAUAAUUUGUAUGAAUAUGAGAUCGAUAAACAAGGUACCAUUAAUUUUGGACUUCCCCAAGUGUAUUUCUUUAGUCUUUGCCCAGCCCAAGGGUGUUUUUGUAAGUGGAAAAUGGAGAAAUUUUCUA
Molecule: messenger RNA, 1313 nt
Organism: Hevea brasiliensis (rubber tree)
Lineage: Eukaryota; Viridiplantae; Streptophyta; Magnoliopsida; Malpighiales; Euphorbiaceae
Product: methylsterol monooxygenase 2-2
Exons: 8
Coding region: 221-1081 (286 amino acids)
Biological process (GO): sterol biosynthetic process; 4-alpha-methyl-delta7-sterol oxidation
Molecular function (GO): C-4 methylsterol oxidase activity; iron ion binding
Source: RefSeq, a predicted model, not a curated record